Messenger RNA from Tetrahymena thermophila SB210, 2244 nucleotides. Its product is annotated as MORN motif protein. The transcript has a single exon. Lineage: Eukaryota; Ciliophora; Oligohymenophorea; Hymenostomatida; Tetrahymenidae. The record is from RefSeq and is a predicted model, not a curated record.
AUGAGUCAGCAAUCAUAAGUUUCUAACAAAAAUAAUUUUAGAAGGAGAACAAUAAAUAGCUAAUAACUCGAAUUUUAGUCUCCUGAAAAAGAAUCGAAUGCCAAUGAUUAACCUAAAUUAUCUUAGGAUUCAAUAUGUGAGUAAUAAGAAUAAUAGAUAUCAGUAAACUUAUCCAUUGACAAUUCUUUGCAGAGCAAUUCAUAAAAAGAUGAUUAAGGGAUAAUAACACCUAAAAAAGAUAAAAUUUUAGUUCAGUCUUUUACUGACGCAUUGAUACAGCAAAACAACUAGUAAAAUAAUAAAUAGUUAAUAUCAAAGAAUUUUCUUUCUCCUACUUCAUCAUAAUCUAGCAAUAAAUCAAGGAGUUCUUUAUCAUCACCAAUAUAAAUUAGAAUAAAUCCUAAUUAAUACUAAAUAUCUAACAAUACUGCUCGUCGCAGUUUAAAUUAUGAAAUUAGCUAAAUUUAAGAAAAGAGGCUAGAGGAUGAAAAAACAGCCAUAUCUUAUGCUGAAAAAGUUUUAUAAAGUAGAAACUUUUUAAGCCAAUAAAAGAGCAAGCAAGAAAAUUAAAGAUAUUCUUUGUUUGUAACAACAGCUUAACAAGCUGGAGUAUACGUAGGUAAAGAAGGGUAAUAAUAGGGGAUUUUAAAAAAAAAGACGAAUAAUAACUAUUUUACUAAUACAAACUAAUUAUUCAAUACCUAAAACUAGCUCACCUUCAUUGCUGAUAAAACAAAAUCUGUAGAAUUAAAUGAAAAUAAUAUCUAACAAGAUGAAAAAAACAACCUUAAUAAUUCCAGUAGUAAAAUUAAUAAAAUUUUACUUCCAGACAGAAGUGAAAUCACAAACAAAAUAAAUGGUGCUGAAAUAAAUCAAUUUGUAGCUUCAGACAACAAAAAAGUAAAUUUUUAGACAUUAUCCUAAUAGCCAGCUUCUUCAAAAGUAAGAAGUAGGAAAGUGGGAAGCAGUAGCUUAAAUAAUGAGGUUAUCAGUGGUAAAGAAAUUUCAAUUCUAGAUAAAAAAGCUCUCACAAAAAUAACAAAAGUAAACACUGAAAGAAACAGUAUUAUUUAACCUGAGAGAAGUAUGGAUGAUCAUUAUAAUAAAUUGCCACGUUGCUAUGAGCAUUCAAAAAGAAUUAAAGAACUGUAUUGUGUAGAUGAUAAUUGUUAAGUGAAAAAUAAAUUUGGAUGUGUUCUCUGUUUUAGCUCUGUCAACGGAUCACCUCACAGUUUCCAUGAAUAUUACACAAUUUCCUCAGAAGAAGAUUUACAAGCUAAAAUAAAUAGAAAUAGAUAAGAUUUUAUUCAAUUUAUUUAAGAUAAGAUUCAAUUCAAGUGCCAAGAUAAGAAAUCUUAAUUUUAUAUGUAUUAAGAUUAAAUCACAGAAUCUUUAAUUAAUUAUGCUGAUUCUAUACAGGAUAGGCUAUUUAUAGGAUUUGAGGCAGAAGAAAUACAAAAAUUUUAGCUCCCUCUUUUGUAGGGAAGUAUUGAAAGAAAGAGUCCAGCAAAAAAAUCAAAGCGAAAUUCUAAAGAAAAUAGGGAAGAAUUCGAUGAAAAAGAAUUAUCAAUAAUCUUGUACAUAGACCUACUUGAGAAAUAAUUGAAUAAAAAAAUAGAAAAUUAGAAUAAAAUAUGGCUACAACAAAUCUAUCUUGGUGAAAAAAAUGAAGAAUUUUUAAAGGAAAAGAAAUGUAAAUUAAUUAUAGCUGGUAAAUGCUUUAGCAAUCUUAGUGAUCAAAUAUUAAAAUUAUACUUAACUAGUGAGCAGGUUAAUUAUGAUUUAUAAGAACUAGAAAACAACAAAUCAUAGCUGUAUUAUAUAAAUGAUGAAAAUAGUGAUGGUAUUUAUUAAUUAGAUGAUGAUAAAGUAAAAUAAGGAAGAGGAAUUUAAUUUUUUAAGAGUGGAGGUUUAUAUGAAGGGUAUUUUAAAAAUAAUUAAAAGCAUGGAAAAGGGAAACUAAUUACAUUUGAAGGAGAUGUUUACAUAGGAGAAUUUCAAAAAAACAUGAAAAGAGGAAGAGGUGUAUUAACCUACUCGAAUAAAGAUAUAUAUGAUGGAGAAUUUUAUUAAGACACAUGUCACGGAAUUGGAAAAAUGAGUUAUGCUAAAGACUAAGUUGUAUAUAUAGGUGGAUGGAAUAAAAAUUAAAGGCAUGGAAAAGGAUAAAUUUUUAAAGACAAUGAACUAAUAUUCUCAGGCGUAUAUAUAGGAGACAACCCUAAGGCUAAUAGUAAAGAAUGA